AUGGCCCUACCUCAAACAACGUUCGUACCUUGUCCGAACGGCACCGGACUGAUGCCUCAUCCUCUGGCACUGGACUCGAUCUCUCAGGCCCAGUGCAGAGUGUACCAGCAAGACCGUCCAGUGGUCGAGGGAGCUUUUCGCCAAAACACCAUAACUUUCAGCAUGCGACAGAUAAUGCUUUCUCACCUGUCCUUCUAUUGCUAUAGAGGCGUGCUCAAUGGGGCGCCCUGUACGUUGUCCGAGGGUCAGCUGACGAAUAUGGGCACGUGGCUUCUACAGCAGUAUCCGGCAUUGAGCAUGGAGGAACAGGUCACAUGGCUCAGAGCAGAUUUGCAAGUCCGGGAAUCAAUCUCUACGAAGGACCAGCAGAUACUGAAGCUAGACAACAUUGCCCAAGCCCAUCGUGGCAACUCAGCGACUACUGAGCCGGCUACGGAAUAUAUCCUUGCGAUACAGCGACGCCUUCAAAUCACCUUGCCUCAAAUUGAUCAUCUGCGGAAGUGCGAGGAACGGGUCAUUGCUCUCAUUGCUUCCCGGCAACUUGUCAAACCACUGCCGAUUGUAGAGCCCGUCUCACAGACUCCGGCCAAGUCGGUGCCAGAGCGGACCCCUUUGGCCUCACUAUCUGCGAACAUGGCAUCCAAAGCACAGACAAUGCCAGGCACUUCGCUGAAGAGAAAGCGAGCUGAUGCUGAGCCGAGGAACGCAUCCGAAGUGAUAGAGCUGCUUGACGAUUCCGAAGAUGAAGAUCAAUUGCAAGGCAAAAUUGAGGCUAUACAAGCGAAGAUCGCCGCGAUGCGUUCGCGGACGAGCAAAGAAGAUGAAAUUAUCCCUGGCAAGCGAGUAAGGAAGAGUCGUAAGGUGGCUGGUGAGACCAAGACCAAGCCAGUCGUGCAACAGGGGCCCAUACUUGCGAACGCGCAAAUUUCACCGAGGCCGACUCCUGUCACCCGGGAUGCUUAUGCACCUCCUCGAAGCUCGCAAAGGUCGCCACCUUCGCGUAGCUCCAGCGGGAGCGUGAAAUCGUCACAACCCCGAGAAGCAAUAUCGAUGGCGGCGAAGAGCUCAGCCGCGGGGAGGGCCUUGCCCACUUCGAGCGUGUUCUCGCCACAGAACCAACGGAGUCUUCCUGCCUCGUCUAGACCUUGCUUUGGGCUCGUCGCGGCGGGUCAAGCUACAGCACCUGUUCCGAUGUCGAACUUGUGCCAGAUAGCUCAGCCCCCCAGCAGCCAGGCAGGUCGACAGCAGCACGUGGUAGAUCUAACAUCAUCGAGUCCGGUACGAGCCCAGCCAGCUUCGUCCAUGCCGGCAUCUCCAGAUGGACCAACUUUGUGCAAGGAACAGCAAGAAGUCGUGAACCUCAUCAUGGCCGGAAACAAUGUUUUUUACACAGGCGGCGCGGGCUGCGGAAAGAGCACAGUCCUCAAAGCAUUCGUGCCGCGUCUGCGGGAUAGAGGCAAGGUCGUGCGAAUCGUUGCGCCCACUGGCAGAGCAGCUCUCGAUAUCAAUGGCUCGACUACUUGGACGUAUGCCGGCUGGACGCCUCUUCACAUGAAGAAGCCUUUGGCAGAUCUAAGAAAGGCCGCGCAUGGAAAAUUCGUACGAAACAGACUCAAAGGCACGGAUGUGCUGGUGAUAGAUGAGAUCAGCAUGGUCGAGAAUCAUAUGCUUUCCAGACUUGAUGCGAUCAUGAAGGAGGCCCGUGGCAACAACAAUGCCUUCGGUGGAGUCCAGCUGGUCGUCACUGGGGACUUCUGUCAACUGCCUCCUGUCCGCCCUUUCCAGUACUGCAUGCAUUGUGGUCGCGAACAGGCGCAGAAGAUCCUCGCUGAUGGCAGGACUGUCCAUCGUUGCUACCAGCACGGCGAUUCCAAUGAUGAUGACAAGUGGGCUUUCAGAAGCACAGUCUGGCAGGAUUGCAAUUUCAAACACAUCAAUCUGACCAACAUCCAUCGUCAGAGCGAUGAAGUAUUCAUCAAAAUCCUUCAGAAGCUGCGGAUCGGGACAGAGCUGACGACAGCUGACCGGAAACUCUUGAUUGAUCAUCCUUGCGAUGUCAACAACGCCGUGAAGCUGUUUCCUACUAGGGAAGAAGUGCGCCGUAUCAACAUGGCGGAGUUCGACAAGUUGAAGACAGCUAAGCACAGCUUCACUUGCCUCGACCACUUUCGGUGGAACGAAGAAAAGCACCCACACCGCAGGACGAAAGGCGACCGUGAUCACCGUGAUGGUUCGCUCGUGGCAUUGAGAGAACACCGCUUGGACAGUUUGGUCGAAUACAAGCAAGGCAUGCUGGUCGUGCUGUUGGUGAACCUCGACAUUGCGAACGGAUUGGUCAACGGCAGUCAGGGUAGAGUUAUCGGCUUCGAGCCUUUCGAUCCCGCGAAGCUGCCGAAAGCAGGCCGAGAUGUGGGUGGUACACGGACAGGAAAAGCUCCUUCCGGAAGAUUCGGUACAUCGCAGGGCGGCGGCCGUCGCGCGCGGGAGAGGUCCAUGGAGCCUGAACAGGAUUCCAAGGGAGAGUUGCGAGGGGAGUACGCCUUCUUCAGAGAAGCGCAGAUCUCCGAGUACAUUCAGCACGCUCGCAACAUAUCGAAGUUGUGGCCUAUUGUCGAGUUCGAGAAUGGCCUGAAACGAACGAUCUAUGCAGACUGCCAAGUCAAUGAGCUUGGAGAUGAAAAGGAGUAUACUCUUUUGGCUAGGACCCAGAUACCGCUUAUCGCGGCUUGGGCGAUGACGAUACACAAGAGUCAAGGCAUGACAUUGAACAGGGUUAUUGUCGAUCUUGACAAAAGCUUCGAAGAAGGGCAGGAGUAUGUUACUUUGUCGAGAGCGAGGAGCUUGGAUGGCCUAAAGGUCAUGAGUCUGGGUGACAAUGUUGGAAAGGGUGGUAAUGCACAAGUGAAAGAGUUCCUGUGGCAGAAGUUCAAGUUGAGAUAA
Messenger RNA from Fulvia fulva, 2940 nucleotides. RefSeq names its product ATP-dependent DNA helicase PIF1. Gene Ontology annotation, biological process: DNA repair; telomere maintenance. The transcript is spliced from 3 exons. Gene Ontology annotation, molecular function: DNA helicase activity. The record is from RefSeq and is a predicted model, not a curated record. Lineage: Eukaryota; Fungi; Ascomycota; Dothideomycetes; Mycosphaerellales; Mycosphaerellaceae. The coding region runs from base 1 to 2940 and encodes 979 amino acids.